AAAGUCUGGGUUGCCGCCCACUCUUCCCUCUGGUCGUGCAGCAGUUUUAUGCACAGUUGUUGCUUUAAAGCAGCUCUGUAAAGACUAAAAGGCUUCAAGAUGGCAUCCCAGCAGCUCUACUUGAGGAUAAUGGGGCUGGCUGUGUUGUUGACACUCUUUGCACUGAGAGAUGCAUCCAGUGAAAGCAGCUUGCACAAGAUCUUGAGGAAAAGAGAUGUGGCAGGAGCUGGUACUGCCCCCUCAAAGUCCUCUGUUGCCAUCCCGUCUUCCAAGGCUCAAGAGUUCCUGGCAAAACUGAGCAGAACCAAGAGGAACCUCUGGGAUCGCAGCAGACCGGACGUGCAGCAGUGGAUCAUGCAGUUUAUGUACAUGGGAUUCGAUGAGCAGAGGCUGGAGACUGACCUGUCAUACUGGAUGGACCAGGCUCGCGCCAGUGACCAAGGGCGUCAACACCACUAUGAUGAGAAUGCCCCCAUCGGCCCACGUGACCCCAGUGCUUACAGACACGGAGCUAAUGUCAACUAUGAUUACUAUUAACUGUGACAGUCUGUUGGUUUUACACCUGACGUGCAGUUGCCAGUAUCCAAGUACUCCUCAGUCAGGGUUCCCACAUAUUGUUACCAAUUAAUUUUAAUAACUUAUCCAUAAUAUUUUUCCCAAUAUCCAUGACUUUAUGUAAGUAGUUAGAGAUACAGCCACAAGUUAUUAAAUACGCUUUUCCCAGGCAUUUGCAAACUGCUAGCUAUCUUUACAUGCUCAUUAGACAUUCCAGCCACCAACUACCAACAUAUGCCCAAAAUAGGUAAUUCGCAAAAAACAUCAAGGCCACGCCCCUUUUUUGGAGGAGAGAAACUAAAAAUCCCAGAUGUCAGUGCAAUUUGACAUGUGACAGUUUGUAAGCAUUUAUUUCUUGUUAAAUGAAUAUUUUACGGACGAGUCUAAGUGUUUCGCGACUGUUUGAAAAAAAAAAGGAGGCAGCACUUCAACAGUGGCGCUCUCAGUAAGCGGAGGUAAUACAUCCCAAAUUCCCAUGUGAAGGAGGACAAAAUAGUCACAUUUCAUUUGUUUAACCCUUUGAAACCUGAGAGAGCUGGCUUGAUUUCUUUUGAAUACACGGGAAGCAGGGCGUCAGUAGCGUAGUGGAUAGUGCCGGCGCCCCAUGUACAGAGGCAUUGCCUCACUGCAGCGGCCGCGGGUUCGAAUCUGGCUCACGGCCCUUUGCUGCAUGUCAGUCCCCACACUCUCUCUCUGUCUCCCCAUUUCACCUUCUGUCCUGUCAUUAAAGGCAAAAAAGCCAACAAAAAUAAUUGAAAAAAAUAAAAAUAAAAUAAAAUAAAAAAUACACAGGAAGAAAUGACCCAAAAAAUUAGCAUGAAAAUUAGUGAAAAGACAAAAUUAAAAACAAGAAAAAAGUUGUAAAAAUAAAUAAAGUUAGAAAGAAACGAACAAGGAGAUGACCUGGAAAGAGAAGUUACAUAAUUUUUAAAUAUAGAAAUAAAUAUAAAUAUAGUUUUCCCUUGAUUUUUUUCUUUUUUUCUCUAUUAAUAUCUCUACUUUCUAAAUCUUUUUUUUUUUUUUUUGGAAAGAAAUUGCACCACUUAGCUCAGGGUUCAAAGGUUUAAAUACUUGUGAAAGUAGUCUGAAAGCAGCACAAGAAACGUGAUGUCGCUCCAGGUUUCAAAGGAUUAAUUGGCUCACAUCGCAAUUAAACUACGCUGACAUGUUUCUGCAUAUCAUGAGCCUUCAUCAGAGCUUUUCUGCAUUUUCCUCUUUCUCUCCUCAUGUGACAAUGUGCUUCUUUACCCCUGAAAAGACGGGGCUUGGCAAUGACACGAUGUAUCAUGUGAUACUGGUGGUGUUUCAACUGUGACACAGCCCAGCACUAGGUUUUAAAUUAGUAAUAGAAGGAAUGUUUUUUGCAUUUUGGGAUUAUUAUGAACAUUUUUAAGCAAUUGCCAAAACAAUAUAUGUUCAAAACUUUUCCAAAACCUUCUGUUAGCUCCUCAGGUCUGGAAAUCAGUUUUUCUAAUUUCAUAACUUGUCCAGGAAUGACAUGAGCGUGGGAACCCUGCACAGCUGCUCUGGCUUCUUUGUUUUAAUUGGUUAGACCAACUAGUAUAACCCAAUCUUUGUCACCGUCCUCACGUAUUAGUUACAGAGCAGAGGUGAUGUUCAGUGACAGCACAAACACAAUUAUGCGUGCUAUUUACAAAUUUUGUAAGCAACGUUUUGAGGCAGCUGAUUUGUAUGAAAUACUGUUAAAAUCUGAUGUCUGGCUCUUUUCUCAUCACAAGAUCAUUGUAAAUAAAGAUGUGGCUCUUA
Messenger RNA from Epinephelus lanceolatus (giant grouper), 2322 nucleotides. It is a transcript of the gene ecrg4a, whose product is annotated as ECRG4 augurin precursor a. Gene Ontology annotation, biological process: anaphase-promoting complex-dependent catabolic process; regulation of cell population proliferation; G1 to G0 transition. NCBI's taxonomy places the organism in Eukaryota, Metazoa, Chordata, Actinopteri, Perciformes, Serranidae. The record is from RefSeq and is a predicted model, not a curated record.